This is a messenger RNA of Prunus dulcis (almond), 3324 nucleotides long. RefSeq names its product probable disease resistance protein At4g27220. Gene Ontology annotation, molecular function: ADP binding; ATP hydrolysis activity; protein binding. Bases 1 to 3324 code for a protein of 1107 amino acids. NCBI's taxonomy places the organism in Eukaryota, Viridiplantae, Streptophyta, Magnoliopsida, Rosales, Rosaceae. The transcript has a single exon. The record is from RefSeq and is a predicted model, not a curated record.
AUGGAGUUUAAGAGGCUAAAUCCAGCUACAUAUUUAGUUUAUCGCUGUCAGCCAAUUGGCAGGCUGAAACGGCUUGAAAGGAAUUUCGAAUUGCUUAUACAAAUAACUGAAUGUUUGUAUAGCAUGAGGGAUACCAUCAACGAGGAGGUAACCAAAGAACUGAUGUGGGGUAAGGCACCAACUUUGAAAUGCAAAAAAUGGCUUGAAAAGGUGGGAGAAAUUGAAGAUCAAGUGAAUGACAUGUUGAAGAUACAGGAGACGAGUUCUGACCUUGUGAUUCACUCGCAUGUCGGUCUACAUCAGCAUCUGAUGAGUAUGCUCAAUAAGAUUACUGAUCACUUGGAGAAAUCUCCAGGUGCACAUGGUUCAAUGGCUUAUGUACCGCCUGGACAGAGUAAAACAGUAACUAGUCCAAUACUUCAUAGUGAGGCAUAUGGACUGGUACCACAAGAUAACAAGAAUGUGAACUUGCAAAGGAGAGCAGAAGCAAAAGGAGAAGCAAAUGUGGAGAUUGAAAUGUCACCAACACAAGGGAAGGAAGCCGUGAAGGGUAAAGAAAUACAAGAAGGUAAAUAUUUUGAGACCCAAGCAACAGCAUCAAGAGCUGCAUCCAUAUUCUAUAGAAAGAGCCUGCUGGGGUUUAAAUUUGGGGGAGCAACCACUGAAAUAGGUAAACCACAAACAGAGAACAAACGGCUUCAGGCGGGGGUUAUAUUGAAAAAAGAUUUUAAGAAAUCAAGCAAGACUAUCAAUCAGAUGGAAGUUGAUAAUAAUAUUCCACUGCAAAAUGAUGGACGUGAGGCACUGCUUGAAUGGGGAGUUCAUAGCAUAUCAAUUGAGCGGAUGCUGCACGAGAUCUUGGGAUGCAUGAAUAGUGUCACAAUUGGUAGAAUUGCCAUGUAUGGAAUGGGUGGGAUUGGCAAGACUACUGUGCUGAAAGCCUUGGCCAAUCAUGUUGAAAGAAAAAGCACGUUUGAUAAGGUCAUUUUGGUGACUGUCUCAAAACAUUGGAGCACAAGAAAGAUUCAAAAUGAAAUUUUAAGACAGUUAUCAAUGUGCGUACCAGAUUCUGAAACUGAUUCCAGAGUUGCAGAAAAAUUACUUCAAGUUUUAAAUAGCAGGAAGUUUUUGCUUCUUCUGGACGAUGUUUGGGAGUGUUUAGAUUUAAAAGCAGUGGGCAUUCCUGAUUUGAGCUCAGAAAAUGGUUUUAAGAUGAUACUGGCUACCAGAAUACGGGCUGUUUGCAUUGAAAUGGUUGUGAACAGGGUUAUUGAAAUGGAAACUCUCUCUAGAGAAGAAGCUUGGGAGUUGUUCUGUGAGCAGGUGGGUGCAGUCGUUCAUUUUCCAUCUGUCCAACCUUAUGCGCGAGCCAUUGUUGAGGAGUGUGGGGGUUUGCCGUUAUUGAUCAUUGUCACCGGAAGAGCCCUGACAGGUGUAAAUGAUGCUUCAGUGUGGAAGCAUGCAUUGAGCGAACUUUUAUUACCCAGCACAAAUGCUGCAUAUGACACUGAAGCUGUUAUGCAACGAAUGAAAUUCAGUUAUGACAGAUUGAGGGAUUGUGACAUAAAGAGUUGCUUCCUUUAUUGCGCUUUUCUUUCAGAAGAUCAGGAGGUUAAUAUUUAUGAGCUGGUGAAAUAUUAUAUCCAAGAAGGUUUGAUUUCUGGGAAUUGGGAUGAUGCAUGUAAGAGGGGACAUGAGAUAGUUGACAUUCUUGUAGGUGCCUCCCUAUUGCAGAGGACCAAGGGCGGUCUGUCCAUCAAAAUGCAUGCUAUGGUUAGAGAUUUAGCAUCAAUGAUCAUAUUAUCAAAGGCAGAACGUUUGCAGUUUCUGCUAAGACCUUAUUUAUUGUACAGGCCACUUGAAAGCCCCGAAAGUAAUAGAUUGUUGAUUGAUGAAGGUUGUCAGUUCUUGUCGAAAAGUGGUGCAGGUCUGAGGGAGUCGCUACCAGUGGAGAAAUGGGAACAAGCCAAGAUGAUCGCUUUGAUGGAUAAUGAGUUAUCCAGUCUACCUGAAAAUCCAUGCUGCCCUGAUCUUUUAAUUUUGUUGCUUCAAAGGAACAGAUGUCUAAGAGUGAUCCCAGCAGCCUUUUUUGAUCGCAUGCCUUCUCUCGAAGUGUUGAAUCUAUCUAACACCAGAAUAAAGUUCUUGCCACAGUCAAUCUCGAAUCUGAAAAGGCUUAAAAUUCUUAUUUUACGCAGUUGUGAGCGCUUAGUUGUGCUCCCAUCGGAGGUUGGAUCACUUGGAGACCUUGAGGUGCUCGAUCUCCGAGGCACUGAAGUUGACAAAUUACCUGAUGAGAUAGGUAGUUUGACUUCUCUAAGACACUUGGAAGUAUCCUUUUAUGGAUCUAUCAGCCCCAGUGAGUAUGCUAAGUUGCCCCAUCAAUUGAUUUCACCUGGAAUAAUAUCAAAGCUCAUUUCUUUGGAGACAUUAAGUAUUGAUGUAUACCCUGGAGAUCAGAGGUGGAAGAAAAGCUUGGAAUCCAUCACAAGAGAGGUUUGUAGCUUGACAAAGUUGACUUCUCUCUGUUUCAGUUUCCCAGAAGUGGAGCUUCUACAAUUCUUUCUCCAAACCUGUACCAGAUGGAAAAACCAACUCUUAACUAUGUUCAAAUUUGUGGUUGGUGAUGAUGUCAAGCGUAUCGUGUCUCGGGUCCCAAACUUCGUGGUGCAUGAUUAUAAUCAGCAGGGCCAAUGCUUGAGAUUUGUUAACGGUGAGAAGGUGCCUGAUGUGGUUGUUGAAGUAUUAGCUCGUGCUGUUGCCUUCUAUUUGGAUCAUCACCUUAGCAUUCGCAGCUUAUCCGAGUUUGGGGUUAGUAAUAUGAGCAGGCUGAAAUUAUGUAUAUUGAGUGAAUGUCCUCAAAUUCACUCAAUCAUUGAUUGCACAGAACCAACUAGUCAUGCAUUUCCCGCUUUGGAGUAUUUGAGUGUUCAUUACCUGCCGAACUUGGAGAAUAUUUGGGAGGGCGUUAGACCUUUACCGUUUGGAAGUUUCACUAAGCUUAGAAUUCUGCUGGUGUAUGCAUGUCCAAAGCUGAAAAAUGUUUUUACAACAAGCAUGCUAUCAUGUGUCUCUAAUCUGGAAGAGUUGUUGGUUGAAGAUUGCCCAGCCAUUGAAGUGAUCACACUUGAGGAUGAGAGCAUGGAUUCUGGAACUGUUAGACUCUUGAGAUUGAAAAGGUUGACACUAAACCAUCUUCCUCGAUUGGCUAACAUUUCAGAAGGUGCUUGGCCCUCUUUAGAGUAUAUUAGCUUGUAUGGCUGCCCUAAUUGGAAGACCAUUGCUAUGAACUCAAAAGUUGAGGUAAACUGUAAAGAAGAUUAA